AUGCCAACGGUUAGCGUAGACAAAGCGCUGCUCUACGAAGGCCUCGGCCGCGAGUACACCACCGAGGAAUUUGAUGAGCUAUGCUUUCAGUUUGGUAUCGAGCUGGAUGAAGAUACGACCGAGCAGGUGAAGGGCACGGACGAACGCCCAACGCUGAAAAUCGAUAUCCCGGCGAACCGCUAUGACUUGCUGUGCUUUGAGGGAAUAUUGCGUGCGUUGCGCAUUUUCCUCGGUCAAAUGGAGCCUCCAAAAUAUUGCUUGACACACCCGGCAGAGAUGGCGACCAUGCAUGUGCGCGAGGAUACAAAGCGCAUCCGUCCCUACUUUGCCGGUGCAAUUCUGCGCAACAUUACCUUUACGCCAGCGAGCUAUGCGAAUUUUAUAGAUUUGCAGGAUAAGCUGCACCAAAACUUGGCUCGGCGUAGGACGCUUGUUUCUAUGGGUACGCACGAUUUGGAUACAAUUCAAGGGCCUUUUUCGUACGAAGCACUGCCGCCAAAGGAAAUUCGCUUUGCGCCUCUGAACCGCACGGAAGAGUACGAUGCAUCGCAGCUGAUGGAGUUGUACGAGUCGGAUCGUCAUCUUGCACGCUACUUGCACAUUAUCCGUGACAGUCCCGUGUAUCCGAUCAUCUACGACAGUCAACGGCGUGUGAUGUCAAUGCCGCCCAUCAUCAAUUCCAACCACUCCAAGAUCACCUUGGAGACCAAGAAUGUGUUCUUAGACGUCACUGCAUUGGAUAAGACAAAACUCGAUAUUGUGUUGAGCAUGCUGGUGACCAUGUUCUCCGAAUAUUGUGCAGAACCUUUUACUGUGGAGCCCGUGCGUGUAGUAUACGCUGACGGCACGGAAGUCGUCACUCCGAAUCUGGAUGCACGCUCAACAGAUGUGCAUGUGUCCUACGUAAACCGGUGCACUGGUCUGAAGCUUGAUAACGCACAAGUAGCACAAUUGCUGCAACGUAUGGGACAUUCCGCAGUCCCUGGCGCAACGCCCGACGAGGUGCAGGUGGGUGUGCCCGUAACGCGCCCCGAUAUUUUGCACGAAUGCGAUUUGAUGGAGGAUGUGGCUGUUGCGUACGGUUUCGAUAACUUGCCCAAGACAUUCCCCAAUACGAACACGGUCGGCGCUGCGCUUCCAAUCAACAAACUGAGCGAUAUUAUGCGGCACGAGUGUGCGUACGCGGGCUGGACAGAAGCGCUUCCUCUUAUCCUCUGCUCGCACGACGAGAAUUUUUCGUUCAUGAACCGCAAAGACGAUGGCAAGACGGCAAUUGUACUUGAGAACCCGAAAACUGCCGAGUACCAAGUGGUGCGCACUUCGCUGCUACCCGGUAUCCUGAAGACUAUCCGAGAAAACAAAAAGCAUGCAUUGCCAAUGCGAGUGUUUGAGGCUUCGGAUGUAGCAUUCAAAGACCCGGAGAUAAAAUCACGCAUGUCACGGAAUGAGCGUCAUAUGGGUGCGGUGUAUUGCAACAAAACGGCAGAUUUUGAAGUUGCGCACGGCCUGUUGGAUAAGCUGAUGCUGAUGUUGGGCGUGCCACACAUUGACAGUGCAUGGGAGGAGACGCGCGGCUACUAUAUCAAGGAAACGCAAGACUCGACGUACUUGCCUGGGCGCGCUGCAGACAUUUACUAUCGGAAUCUCUCGCACGGUGAGAAGAGUGGAUCUUCGGCGCUGGACACAGUUUCGAAGCUACUGAUUCCGCUGAGCGGCGACGUAAAGGUUGGUACACUGGGAGUACUCCACCCCAACGUGUUGCACCACUUUGACAUUGGAUUCCCUUGUUCUGCACUCGAAUUUAAUUUAGAAGCAUUUUUGUAG
Malassezia vespertilionis is the source of this 1824-nucleotide messenger RNA. It is a transcript of the gene FRS1, whose product is annotated as phenylalanine--tRNA ligase. The record is from RefSeq and is a predicted model, not a curated record. Gene Ontology annotation, cellular component: phenylalanine-tRNA ligase complex; cytoplasm. The transcript has a single exon. The coding region runs from base 1 to 1824 and encodes 607 amino acids. NCBI's taxonomy places the organism in Eukaryota, Fungi, Basidiomycota, Malasseziomycetes, Malasseziales, Malasseziaceae. Gene Ontology annotation, biological process: phenylalanyl-tRNA aminoacylation. Gene Ontology annotation, molecular function: ATP binding; phenylalanine-tRNA ligase activity; magnesium ion binding.